Messenger RNA from Apodemus sylvaticus (European woodmouse), 1330 nucleotides. It is a transcript of the gene Hadh, whose product is annotated as hydroxyacyl-CoA dehydrogenase. Gene Ontology annotation, molecular function: NAD+ binding; (3S)-3-hydroxyacyl-CoA dehydrogenase (NAD+) activity. Lineage: Eukaryota; Metazoa; Chordata; Mammalia; Rodentia; Muridae. The transcript has 8 exons. Gene Ontology annotation, cellular component: mitochondrion. Gene Ontology annotation, biological process: fatty acid beta-oxidation. Bases 85 to 1029 code for a protein of 314 amino acids. The record is from RefSeq and is a predicted model, not a curated record.
CACCAGCCCCGCCCACGAAGCUCCGGGACCUCUCGCGCUGUCCCCGCUGCUACUUCUCGACUGUCUCGGCUGCUCCUCUGAGCUAUGGCGUUCGUGACCAGGCAAUUCGUGCGCUCCAUGUCCUCUGCUUCCUCUGCGUCGGCGGCCGCCAAGAAGAUCCUGAUCAAGCAUGUGACGGUCAUCGGCGGCGGGCUGAUGGGCGCCGGCAUCGCGCAGGUAGCUGCAGCCACUGGCCAUACAGUCGUGUUGGUGGACCAAACGGAAGACAUCCUGGCAAAAUCCAAGAAGGGAAUUGAAGAGAGCCUAAAGAGAAUGGCAAAGAAGAAAUUCACAGAAAACCCUAAAGCUGGGGAUGAGUUUGUGGAGAAGACCAUGAGCUGCCUUUCAACCAGCACUGACGCAGCGUCUGUGGUGCACAGCACAGACCUGGUGGUGGAGGCCGUUGUGGAGAACCUGAAAUUGAAGAAUGAGCUCUUCCAGAGGCUGGACAAGUUCGCAGCUGAACAUACCAUCUUUGCCAGCAACACGUCUUCUUUGCAGAUCACGAGCAUAGCCAAUGCCACCACCAGACAAGACCAGUUCGCUGGCCUCCACUUUUUCAACCCCGUCCCCAUGAUGAAGCUCGUGGAGGUCAUUAAAACACCAAUGACCAGCCAGAAGACAUUUGAAUCUCUGGUCGACUUUUGUAAAACCUUAGGAAAGCAUCCUGUCUCUUGCAAGGACACUCCUGGAUUUAUCGUGAACCGUCUCUUGGUGCCAUACCUCAUAGAAGCCAUCAGACUGCACGAGCGAGGCGACGCGUCUAAGGAAGACAUCGAUACGGCGAUGAAGCUGGGCGCUGGGUAUCCCAUGGGUCCGUUCGAGCUCCUUGACUAUGUUGGACUGGACACUACAAAGUUCAUCUUAGAUGGGUGGCACGAAAUGGAUCCACAGAAUCCCUUAUUUCAGCCCAGUCCUUCCAUGAAUAAUCUGGUGGCUCAGAAGAAGCUGGGCAGGAAGACCGGAGAAGGAUUUUACAAAUACAAGUGAUGCUUCCCCCAGCAGUACCUCCAGCCAGCCACGGGCCAAGGAUGAGCGCACUGUGGGUGGGGGUUCGAGGCCUGCCGAGGGCUGCUCAGUGGGCUCUUCCUCACAGUCUCUCUGAAGUCAUCUUUUGACUGGUUGCAGCAAUGGGGUGCCUCCACUGAGUUCUAAUUCUCUAGUUUAGUCUGUUCUCUGUGAAUUUUUCUGAAAAGCAUUCAUUAUACCCUUGGUGCCUUGGAGCAAACAUCUUUUUUUUUUCUGAACCUUGCUACUUUUUGUAAAAAAAAAAAAACAUUGCUUAGACUCA